AUGGAUGGCGAAGUGGACGUUGAGGCGUUGAACGCAGCUCACAGCGAAGCAGCUCCACAGAUCAGUUGCCAGAGUUUACAGAUGGGAGCUCAUCGCCACGCUUGGCUGAAGAUCUCUCGCUCUGAUAACACGGGAGAGGAUUUCAUCAUCUUUCAACUGGUCAACACUCUGAAGAGACCCAAACGGCCGCCGUUAAGAGAGUUUUUUGUCGACGACUUCGAGGAGCUUCUGGAAGUCCAGCAGCCAGACCCCAACCAGCCCAAGGCGGAGGGGGCCCAGAUGGUGUUGCUGCGGGGCGAGCAGCUGGGCGUGGUAACCAACUGGCCCCCGUCCCUGGAGGCGGCCCUGCAGAGGUGGGGUACCAUCUCUCCGAAGGCGCCCUGCCUCACCACCAUGGACAACAACGGCAAGCCGCUCUACGUGCUCACCUACGGAAAACUGUGGUCCAGAAGUGUGAAGGUGGCCUACAACCUGCUGCACAAACUGGGAACCAAACAGGAACCACUCGUCAGACCUGGAGACCGGGUGGCGCUGGUCUUCCCCAACAACGACCCUGCUGCCUUCAUGACUGCUUUUUACGGCUGCCUGCUGGCCGAAGUCGUCCCUGUGCCAAUAGAAGUACCGCUGACCAGGAAGGACGCCGGCAGUCAGCAGAUCGGCUUUCUGUUGGGGAGCUGUGGAGUGACCGUGGCUCUGACCAGCGACGCCUGCCAUAAAGGCUUACCUAAGAGUCCCACUGGAGAGAUCCCACAGUUCAAAGGCUGGCCCAAGGUGCUGUGGUUCGUCACAGAGUCCAAACACCUCUCCAAACCUCCCCGAGACUGGUUCCCACAUAUCAAGGACGCCAACCAGGACACGGCCUACAUCGAGUAUAAGACCUGUAAGGACGGCAGUGUCCUCGGCGUGACGGUGAUGAGGAUAGCCAUGCUCACACACUGCCAGGCCCUCACACAGUCCUGCUCAUACACAGAAGCUGAGACCAUAGUGAAUGUAUUAGACUUCAAGAAGGACGUAGGACUGUGGCACGCCGUCCUGACUAGUGUAAUGAAUAUGAUGCACGUCAUCAGUAUUCCCUACGCUCUCAUGAAGGUCAACCCUCUGUCCUGGAUCCAAAAAGUCUGCCAGAACAAAGCCAAGGUGGCGUGCGUGAAGUCGCGGGACAUGCACUGGGCUCUGGUGGCCCACCGGGAGCAGCGGGACAUCAACCUGAGCUCCCUGCGCAUGCUGGUGGUGGCUGACGGUUCAAAUCCCUGGUCCAUCUCGUCCUGUGACGCCUUCCUCAACGUGUUCCAGACGAAAGGUUUGAAGCCUGAGGUCAUAUGUCCCUGUGCCAGCUCCCCCGAGGCCCUGACUGUAGCUUUAAGGAGGCCCGUGGAGGAGGGCAGCGACCCCCCCGGCCGCGGCGUCCUGUCCAUGCAGGGGCUGAGCCACGGUGUGAUCCGGGUCGACUCGGAGGAGAAGCUGUCGGUGCUCACGCUGCAGGACGUGGGCUCCGUCAUGCCCGGAGGUAUGAUGUGCGUGGUGAAGGCCGAAGGCGUUCCUCAGCUCUGUAAGACGGACGAGAUCGGAGAGUUGUGCGUUUGUACUGUUGCCACGGGAACGUCCUACUACGGCCUGGCCGGCAUGACCAAGAACACCUUCGAGGUCUUCCCUGUGAGCAACACCGGGGCUCCCAUCGGUGAGUUUCCCUUCACUAGGACCGGCCUGCUGGGGUUCAUCGGACCCGCGGGGCUGAUCUUCGUGGCGGGGAAGAUGGACGGUCUGAUGGUGGUCGGAGGGCGGCAGCACAACGCCGACGACAUCGUCGCCACGGCGCUCGCUGUGGAGCCAAUGAAGUUUGUGUACAGGGGCAGGAUAGCGGUGUUCUCCAUCACCGUGCUGCAUGAUGAGAGGAUCGUGGUGGUGGCGGAGCAGCGUCCCGACUCCACCGAGGAAGACAGCUUCCAGUGGAUGAGCCGAGUUCUGCAGGCGAUAGACGGCAUCCAUCAGGUAGGGGUGUACUGCCUGGCUCUGGUGCCCUCCAACACUCUGCCCAAGACUCCCUUGGGUGGCAUCCACCUGUCGGAGACGAAGCAGCUGUUCCUGGAGGGGGCGCUGCACCCCUGCAACGUGCUCAUGUGUCCGCACACCUGCGUCACCAACCUGCCCAAACCCCGGCAGAAGCAGCCAGAGAUCGGUCCUGCGUCUGUGAUGGUGGGGAACCUGGUGUCGGGGAAGAGGAUCGCCCAGGCCAGCGGCAGGGAUCUGGCUCAGAUCGAAGACAAUGACCAGGCAAGGAAGUUCCUCUUCCUGUCAGAGGUGUUACAGUGGAGAGCCCAGACCACUCCGGACCACGUCCUGUACACGCUGCUCAACUCCAGGGGUACGAUAGCCAGCUCUCUGACUUGUGUUCAGCUGCAUAAGAGGGCAGAGAAGAUCGCCGGCAUGCUGGCUGAACGGGCCCACCUACAGGAUGGAGACCACGUGGCACUGGUCUACCCUCCAGGUAUCGACCUCAUCGUGGCCUUUUACGGCUGCCUGUACGCCGGCUGCGUGCCGAUCACGGUGCGACCGCCACACCCGCAGAACAUCGCCACCACGCUGCCCACCGUCAAGAUGAUCGUGGAGGUGAGCCGCUCGGUGUGUGUGAUGACCACACAGCUCAUCUGUAAACUGCUGAGGUCCAAGGAGGCCUCGGCAGCCGUGGACGUCCGGACCUGGCCCCCCGUCCUGGACACAGACGAUUUGCCAAAGAAGAAACCUCCUCUGCUGUAUAAGCCGUCCAACCCCGACACCCUGGCCUACAUGGACUUCAGUGUCUCCACAACUGGCAUGCUCGCUGGAGUCAAGAUGUCUCACACAGCCACCAGUGCCUUCUGCCGCUCCAUCAAGCUGCAGUGUGAGCUUUACCCGUCCAGGGAGGUCGCCAUCUGCCUGGACCCGUACUGCGGCCUGGGCUUCGUCCUCUGGUGCCUUUGCAGUGUGUACUCAGGUCACCAGUCCAUCCUGAUUCCUCCGGCCGAGCUGGAGGUGAACCCGGCUCUCUGGCUGUCGGUCGUCAGUCAGUACAAAGUCCGCGACACUUUCUGCUCCUACAGCGUCAUGGAGCUCUGCACCAAAGGCCUCGGCCUGCAGACCGAGUCGCUGAAGUCUCGAGGGUUGGACUUGUCUCGGGUGAGGACGUGUGUGGUUGUAGCGGAGGAGCGUCCCAGGAUAGCCCUGACGCAGUCCUUCUCCAAACUCUUCAAGGACCUGGGGCUGCACCCUCGAGCCGUCAGCACCUCCUUCGGCUGCCGGGUCAACCUGGCCAUCUGCCUGCAGCCUCACAGGCUGGGAAAGCUUGCUGACCAGGGAACCUCAGGACCUGACCCCACGACUGUGUUCGUCGAUAUGAGAGCGCUACGGCAUGACAGGGUGCGACUAGUAGAGAGGGGGUCACCACACAGCCUGCCUCUGAUGGAGUCUGGGAAGAUCCUGCCGGGGGUCCGAAUCAUCAUCGCCAACCCAGAGACCAAGGGACCAAUGGGAGAGUCACAUCUGGGCGAGAUCUGGGUGCACAGCGGCCACAACGCCAGCGGCUACUUCACCGUCUACGGGGACGAGGCGCUGCAGUCGGACCAUUUCAACUCCAGGCUCAGCUUCGGAGACACGCAAACCGUCUGGGCUCGAACCGGAUACCUGGGCUUCCUCCGCAGGACCGAGCUGACCGACGCCAGCGGAGAGCGUCACGACGCCCUGUACGUGGUCGGUGCGCUGGAGGAAGCCAUGGAGCUUAGAGGGAUGCGUUACCACCCCAUCGACAUCGAGACCUCCGUCAUCAGGACGCACAAGAGCAUCACAGAGUGCGCCGUGUUCACGUGGACCAACCUGCUGGUGGUGGUGGUGGAGCUGGAUGGCUCGGAGCACGAGGCCCUGGACCUGGUCCCCCUGGUCACCAACGUGGUCCUGGAGGAGCACUACCUGAUCGUGGGCGUGGUGGUGGUGGUCGACAUCGGCGUCAUCCCCAUCAACUCCCGCGGCGAGAAGCAACGCAUGCACCUGCGCGACGGCUUCCUGGCCGACCAGCUGGACCCCAUCUACGUGGCCUACAACAUGUAGCGCCCUUCCCCACCCCC
This is a messenger RNA of Perca fluviatilis (European perch), 4094 nucleotides long. RefSeq names its product disco-interacting protein 2 homolog C. The record is from RefSeq and is a predicted model, not a curated record. NCBI's taxonomy places the organism in Eukaryota, Metazoa, Chordata, Actinopteri, Perciformes, Percidae. The transcript is spliced from 33 exons. The coding region runs from base 1 to 4077 and encodes 1358 amino acids.